AUGCGUGACCAUGGUUGUUAUAUGUACGCUUCCGCGCUGAAUCAUCAGACUGGAGAUGUCACCAUGACUGUUGAAGAUAUGAGGGAAUGGAUGGGAGACUUCAGCAGUAGCAAGAAUGUGCCAAAACUGAUGAGUAGAAUGGGACAAUGUUUCACUCAAGCUCAGCCGACUGUGCAGGUCAUUCAAAAAGAGUGCUGUGUUGAGGAUGACGUAGAAGGAGGAAAGGGUCAUCCAGAAACACAUGAACUGUAUUGCUUUUCCGACGGAUGUGGUCGAAUAGCACCUUCACUAGCUAGACGAAUUGCGUUAGACCUACAGCUUGACAUCGUUCCUUGUUGCUAUCAGGUUCGCUUCAAAGGAUUCAAAGGAGUACUUGCUGCCGAUCCUUCACUAGAUUUACCUAAGAGGGGCCCAAAGGUAGUGUUCAGGUACGUUUCUUGA
Messenger RNA from Cooperia oncophora, 441 nucleotides. The record is from the annotation of a GenBank genome assembly. NCBI's taxonomy places the organism in Eukaryota, Metazoa, Nematoda, Chromadorea, Rhabditida, Trichostrongylidae.